Messenger RNA from Etheostoma cragini (Arkansas darter), 3789 nucleotides. RefSeq names its product PR domain containing 6 (gene prdm6). The record is from RefSeq and is a predicted model, not a curated record. Bases 11 to 1921 code for a protein of 636 amino acids. Gene Ontology annotation, cellular component: nucleus. Gene Ontology annotation, molecular function: histone methyltransferase activity; protein binding. Lineage: Eukaryota; Metazoa; Chordata; Actinopteri; Perciformes; Percidae. The transcript has 8 exons.
GCGGGCAGCCAUGCUGAAGCCGGGCGACGCAAGCGGCUCGGCCUUCUUGAAGGUGGACCCGUCCUACCUGCAGCACUGGCAGCAGCUCUUCCCUCAGUCGCAGCUGAAGACUCCUCUGGCCCCGCCGCCGCCUCCGCCUGACCGCCUCUCCAUCCCCAUGGACAGCCUGCGCCCAUCCCGCCUGCACAGCCACCUCCUGGCCUCCACACACUGCCCCUCCUCGUCUUCAUCCACAUCCUCCUCCUCUGCUUCAUCAGCAGCAGCAGCAGCAGCAGCAGCUCUAACCCCAUCCUCCUCAAUCUCCAUCUCCACCUCGGCAGGGAUCUCCCAGCUGCCCGUCCCCCAGCAGAUCGCACUCUUUGGCCAAGCGUUGGCCCCGGUGUGUGGCGGGCCUGGAGGACCAGGGGGAGGAGGAGGAGGAGGAGGAGAUCUGAUGGUGGUUGUGCCCCCGGAGAACCAGCAUGGUCACAACCCAGCAGCGGGGCUUCUCCAUCAGGCCAAAGAGCAGAGCUGUGGGGGGGUCGGCGUGGUGUCCUCCAGCAUGAAGAGCAGCGGAGGAGGAGGAGGAGAGGAGGGUGGCAAAGCAGCGUCGUCCAGGUUCAAGCUGACGUCGGAGGAGCUGGACUACUACCUGUACGGACAGCAGAGGAUGGAGAUCAUCCCACUGAGCAAUCACACGGGAGAGGUCAACAAUCGUUGUGACAUGUGUGCAGAUAACAGGAACGGCGAGUGUCCGAUGCACGGUCCUCUUCACUCUCUGCGUCGACUUGUCGGCACCAGCAGCACGGCAGCUCCUGUCACCCUGCCGGAUGUCCCUGAUUGGCUCAGAGAUCUGCCCAGAGAGGUGUGUCUCUGCACCAGUACAGUUCCUGGUCUGGGUUACGGGAUCUGUGCAUCUCAGAGGAUCCCUCAAGGAACCUGGAUCGGCCCGUUUCAGGGAGUCCCUCUGGUGCUGGACAAACUGCAUUCUGGAGCGGUCAGAAACAGCAGACACCUGUGGGAGAUCUAUGAUGCAGAGGGGACGUUACAGCACUUUAUUGAUGGUAAUGAUCCCAGUAAGUCCAGUUGGAUGAGGUACAUCCGCUGUGCCAGACACUGUGGGGAGCAGAACAUGAUGGUUGUACAGUACAGGUCCUGUAUCUUUUACAGAGCAUGUAUGGAUAUCCCCAGAGGAACAGAGCUGCUGGUUUGGUACAAUGACUCCUACACUUCCUUCUUUGGGAUACCGCUGCAGUGCAUUGCUCAGGACGAAAACUUAAACGUUCCAACCACGGUGAUGGAAGCAAUGACUAGACAGGAAUCACUCCAAUCCUUCAGCAAAAACGGCAAACCCUCGUCUUCCUCCUCUUCCACUGCCUCCACCACUCUCAUGCGCUCCAUGGUCUUCCCCCAUUCUCCCUGCCCUAGAAAUUUCUCCCUGUUGGACAAGGUUGGGGUUGGGAUUCAGUCGGACUCCAGUUUCAGCCAGUUGGGUUCAAAGAACCAACGAGUCCUGGCGAGCCCGACCUCCACCAGCCAGCUAAGCAGUGACUUCAGCGACUGGCACCUGUGGAAGUGUGGCCAGUGCUUUAAAACGUUCACCCAGAGGAUUCUGCUGCAGAUGCACGUCUGUCCACAGAAUCCAGACAGACCAUACCAGUGUGGCCACUGCUCCCAGUCCUUCUCCCAGCCAUCAGAUUUGAGGAACCACGUGGUGACGCACUCGAGUGACCGACCCUUCAAAUGUGGCUACUGCGGCCGCGCGUUUGCUGGUGCCACAACGCUCAACAACCACAUCCGCACGCACACCGGGGAGAAGCCGUUCAAGUGUGAGCGUUGUGACCGCAGCUUCACACAGGCCACUCAGCUCAGCCGCCACCAGCGACUUCCCAACGAGUGUAAACCGGUGAAUGAGAGCAGCGAGUCCAUUGAGGUGGAUUAACCCCCCCCCCCCCACCGACUGUGUCCCGACUGAGACCACAUCCACAUUAAGUCAGCUAAAUAUGGAAAAGCUUAUUUUUCUUUUUGAUUUGGCUCUCCGUUCACACAAAGCCUGGGCUUUUCUCACCUGAAAGUUACAACUCAGACCUCCAUUUUGCCGUCACUGUCCCAGAAAGAGUUCAACAGGAAGACACUGUCUUCACCAGGCUGACUGACAUAAGAAAUUAAACCAACAUAAAUAGUUAUACAGUAGGCCCGAGGCAAGUAUAUAGGAAUAAAAUCUGCAUUGUUUUUAUGCAUCGAUUCAUUGAUUUUAUUUCCCGGCCCAAUAUAACAUAGUGAAACCAGAAAGCUCACAGUGAAACUAGAGGCCUUGAUCAAUAUCUAUAGUUAAUGAGUUCCCAACAUAUAGACAGUGGGGGGUUUGUGGGAUCUAAACAGCUGUAUGUGGAGAUUCACUUCACUGAGCGGUAACCAGUGCUAGAAUGUAUAUAAGUAUAUUUUCUCUAGUACUUUACUUAAGAACACAUUCAAGGUACUUGACUUGAUACUUGUAUUUUACUUGAGUAUUUCCAUUUUCUGCUACUUCAUUCUUAUACUUCCCUACAUGUCAGAGAUAAAUAUUGUACUUGUACUUCACUAUUUUUGUCUCACAGUUUUAGAUUAUUUUCAGAUGACAGUUUUCCACCCCCUUCCUGUCCAGUGAAAACCACGUAUCUCCACAAAUGUGUUAAUGUUGAAUGUUUGUGAUGAACUAAAGGAUGAAGUGUUCCUUUAUGGGUUGAGAAAAUUCUCCUAGUUCCUAAGCUAAAUAAAGUCUAUAAAAGCCUCUUGGAUCAGCUGGAAAAUGCAUCGUCACAAAGCUGAAAACAGGGCUGAUUUUCUGAAACCAUGGAAACUUAAAACUUUUUAGAGAUACGUGGUUCUCACAGGACGGAGACGCUACAAAUAUAAGAUAAUCUAAUAGAAUAUGAUGCAUAGCUGUAAAUAAACUUCCCAACAGUAUAUGAAGGGGUUAAAAUGAGCACAAACAAACAUUUACAGCAGUAAAAUGCAACAUAGACAUAAAUGCAGCAGGAAUAUUAAUCCAGAAACAUCAGAUUUAUUAGGAACACACUAACAGCAGAAUACUUUGCACAAUACAUAGUUUUAUUUUAAGUACUUUAAGUAUUUUAACUACGUUUGGUGAUAUAUACUUUUAAAUCAGUAAGGGUUGAUGCAAGAAUUUGACUUGUAGAGUAUUUUCAUUGUGGUAUUCUCUAUUUUAUACUUGUUUGGUUGACAGUACAAACAAAAAAUGUGUAAAUGCAAACAACUAAAUUAUAAAAUGGUCUGUAUUGAAACUUAUUAUUGAAACAUUUUCUGUUGUCCUGGCGUUUCAGUGUGGACGGAGAUCUUUAGGGAAACAAAAAUGGACGUUGUUCAUUGAGAGCGUUUUCAGAUUUAGCUGUCUUGUUGGGAUCACAUCCUGUUGGAGGGAACCCUGAUUCAACCAAACCAAAGAUCCUUUCUGUCAUCCAGCAGAGAAGAAGAACUUUUAGACAAAGCAGUCGGACUAACGAACUUUACGUUUUUGGACGAGGAUAUUUAUUGGAGACUUUUUGGGAAUCCUGUCAGGUUUCCCACCAAAGAAAACUCUUUCUUGAAACCGGGACAAAAAAAAGAAAUACCAAAAAAUUCAGACGGAUUGUCUGUAGCUUUACUUCUCGGUUUUUUCUUUUCUUUUUUGCAACAGCGAUGCCAAAGGAGGCCGUGACCAAAGCAAACUGACUGACAAAUGCACAAUGAGCAACAACACAAACGUUCGAGGACGUUCUUCAUCACAAAAUGAACAAAAUAAAAUGACAUGGAGUAUGUAUUGUAAAAAAA